Molecule: messenger RNA, 536 nt
Organism: Colletotrichum destructivum
Lineage: Eukaryota; Fungi; Ascomycota; Sordariomycetes; Glomerellales; Glomerellaceae
Exons: 1
Coding region: 58-282 (74 amino acids)
Source: RefSeq, a predicted model, not a curated record
GUGAGUUCCUAACUGAGCCUAGUCGAAAACUGCAAUUUCACUUCAAACAAGUCUGAGAUGAUGACCUCCUUUAUGCUUAAUAGCCUCACACAGCCUUCCCACUUGGUUAUUUUGCAUGCCAUGGGCAAGUAUACUGAGAAACGAUUUCUCUGUCAGACUUCGUCUACGUUUGCGUUACGGUUGAAACUUCAAGUCGUGCAGGCGCUACUGAAGAAAUCAACUAUUAGUGAGGUCCAACGUCGGACCGUUCGGUUGCAACUCGUCCUCUCAGAGCCACUUUGAUGAUUGGGGGGGACGGAGUUGAAAACUCGGGAGCCAAAAAAAGACCGCGACGAUGACCUGGAGUCUGAUAGUUACGCAGAGUGCUUCAUACACGUCAGUGAUUCCAUGCCCCCUUUGAAGCAAAGAAAACAACCCCAGCAACUCCAACCGACAGGCUACACAUAUCCAAUGACAUCCCAACUUGUCGAAACAAAUUUCUUAUGCUCAGGUGCCCGGCGUAUCUGUAAAUAGAUGCCGUAUCUCAAUGAAUGACC